AGUGAUAAAAAAGAGUCUCACAAGAAUGGUCGUGGUGAUGACACCUUCAACGCAAAUAACGUUGAUAGCAAUAGCUUUGAUGUCAAAGAUGUAAUCAUAGACCACUGGCAAAACGGACAGCAAUUAUGGAGUAUUUCUGAGGACUCAACAUUUGCAAAAGAUGGCGAAACAAUAGUGACCGUCGGUCAUCCCUCUGUAAAUUCUGUGGUUCCACUAGACCUCUUACGCUAUAUUUAUCUCCCAGAACAUCCACACCAUCGACUCCUUGAUCCCGGGACACGAACAAUAUCAUAUUUGAAGGCACGUUCUUUCUUCCCAGUAAAGUUAUUGAAUCUGCGUGAUAAAAAACGUAUACUGGUGACAGGUGGUGCAGGAUUUAAUAAUCUUGAUCAUUGGAUUGGACACCCGAAUUUCGAGUUGAUUCGACAUGAUGUGGUGGAUCCGUUCAUGAUUGAGGUUGACCAGAUUUAUCAUUUAGCAUGUCCGGCAUCACCGCCGCACUACCAGUAUAAUCCUAUUAAGACGAUAAAAACUAGCGUGAUGGGGACUAUUAAUAUGUUGGGUCUUGCUAAACGAGUUAAAGCGCGAUUUCUGUUGACUUCUACGUCAGAGGUAUAUGGUGACCCAGAGGAACAUCCACAACCAGAAACAUAUUGGGGCAAUGUGAAUCCAAUAGGUCCGCGCGCAUGCUACGACGAAGGUAAACGAGUCGCCGAAACUCUAACAUAUGGAUAUAUGCACCAAGACAACGUGGAUGUUCGAGUAGCACGUAUAUUCAACACAUUUGGUCCACGUAUGAACGAGAAUGAUGGUCGCGUAGUAAGCAAUUUUAUCAUGCAAGCGUUAAAAGGCGAAGAUUUAACAAUUUACGGAGACGGACAACAAACUCGAUCAUUUCAGUAUAUUCACGAUCUGAUCGAUGGUCUAAUACUAUUGAUGAACAGUGAUUACAAGGAACCGGUGAAUCUCGGAAAUCCGGACGAAUACACGAUUAUGGAGUUUGCCGAAUUCAUUAGAAAUGAGGUAAAUCCGAAUAGUAAGCAUAUCAGAUUACCUGGGACCACUGAUGAUCCGAAGCAACGGAAACCUGAUAUUUCGCGUGCUUCAGAGUUUUUGGGAUGGAGUCCGCGGUGGUCGCUUAAACAGGGCAUCAAUGAAACUGUCCAGUAUUUUCGACAACAGCUGGCUGCCGGAAUUAUCGAGUGCUAG
Molecule: messenger RNA, 1209 nt
Organism: Ambispora leptoticha
Lineage: Eukaryota; Fungi; Glomeromycota; Glomeromycetes; Archaeosporales; Ambisporaceae
Source: the annotation of a GenBank genome assembly